This is a messenger RNA of Neopsephotus bourkii (Bourke's parrot), 1289 nucleotides long. RefSeq lists its product as uncharacterized. The transcript is spliced from 2 exons. The record is from RefSeq and is a predicted model, not a curated record. Bases 990 to 1289 code for a protein of 99 amino acids. Lineage: Eukaryota; Metazoa; Chordata; Aves; Psittaciformes; Psittacidae.
AUUCAUGCAGAUGAUACUGAUACUUCCUAAACAUCAUGGUUAUUGAUUUUCUAUCUUGUAACUCACAAAAAAAUCGCAUUAUUCACUCCCAUCUGUGAAGAUCAGGGGAAACUAUCAGUCAAAACUGUCUGCCUAGCAAUGUAGUCUAAUAUAAGUGAUCUGCACGAGGCAACAGAUUGCUUUGCAUGAAUGGGCUGAUGGAGCAAACUCACCCUUUUAAGAUACUUUUUCUUGGAAAUACUUUAAGACCAGUGUGACAGUAGCAUAUCUUCUCCUGCACUUACAUGACUCUGCAAAAUGUGCUUUGGCAGAAAGCAGCACUACCAGCAGCCAAACUCACAAUUUCCUUUCACAACUGGCAGGAAGCAUUACCAGUUAUUUUAAAAUCCUAUCCACUUUAAAUGCAAAAAUCACAUUUGAUUCCAAGCAGUGAGAACACAUACCUAAGAAAUGAUGUGUCAUUGAUGUUCAAUGACCCCCACCUUGUUUCAGCCUUCCUUUUAGCCCUCUCCUAAGUUCUCCCAGCAACAGAAAGCUCAUAAGCUCAUUGUAAUACAGAUGACUGCAGGGUGUGCUAAUGAUUAAUAAAAUUCACUGGAAAGGUUUGAAAAAAAAUGCAAAUAACUCUAAAGCAUGCAACAUAUUUAUUCCAAGAAAUUGUACCCCCUGUGCUUUUAGUAUCACAGCUCCUUUCUCUAGAAGGGUGUUCUGUUUCUGUUGUUCCUCAUCUGUAUGGUCAUAGGAGGACACUGGACUCUUUUGAGAACAGGACUAUAGGAGUUGUGUAAGUGAAGAACUUUAGUGUAAUGAAAAACCAUAACUUAUUCACAAGUUAAUUAACAGUUAACUGAAUUUCUUAAGCCUUGCAUUUUUUGAACAGAAAUGUUAUGGGUAUAUUUUUUACCUUACCUAAGUUCAACAUGUAAAGUUUACUCCACUAUUGACUUUAAUGUUGUGAUUGUGGGCUUGACAAUUUAUCUGGUGUUAUCAUGUAUUUUUCUUUUCAAGUGCAGUAUGAAGCUAAUUUACCAAAUUUUGUGACAAGUUACUCCAGAGAUCCUUUAAAUCUGAAGUUAAUAUCACAGAAUUUAAACAGAGGUAAGUCCUUGACAUUCACUGUGUUAAAGAAAUUAGAGAUCAAUCCUGGACUUGAACCACUGAAAGGAAAGCAAAAGAACUCUGGUCGGAGAUUUCUUACAUACAAGACUUGUGAAAACAAAUGGGAUACAUGGCUGCUGCUACCAAAGAAUCCCUGGCCACCUAAAUCUGCUUCAUUUACAGGUAGUUGA